AUGCUGCCGCGGGCCGCAGCGCUGCCGCCGGGCACCUCGGCGGGGCCUGGGUGCCACUCGCCGCCGCCCGCCGGCUUGGAGGAGGAGGAGGAGCCACCGCGGCUGCGGGGCCGGGCCAUGGCGAGCGGCGGCACCGCCGCCGAGAGCGUCCCGAGCCGGGCGGUGGCGGCGGGGCCGCAGGCAGAGGCCGCGGAAGAGCUCGAGGGCGGCAGCCGGCGGUGGGGCGCGCAGCACGCCGGGGCCCGUGAGCUGGCCGAGCUCUAUUCCCCAGUUGCAGGAGUUAUUACGGCUGACUUUCUGUCAGGAUUAUUUCACUGGGGAGCAGAUACCUGGGGAUCUGUGGAGCUACCCAUAGUUGGAAAGGCCUUCAUCAGACCCUUUAGAGAACAUCAUAUUGACCCCACAGCAAUCACCAGACAUGAUUUUAUAGAGACCAAUGGAGACAACUGCUUUAUGACACUGGUCCCAUUGGCAAACAUGGCAUACAAAUUUGUUUCUUUUCCCCCAGAGGCAUUGUGUGAAACAUGUCCUUGGGAGUGUUAUGUCUUUGCCCUUAUCAUCUUUAUAACCAUGACAAACCAGAUUCACAAGUGGUCCCACACGUACUUUGGUCUCCCACGCUGGGUCAUAUUUCUACAGGACUGGCACAUUAUCCUGCCACGGAAGCACCACAGGAUCCAUCAUGUGUCUCCACACGAGACCUACUUCUGCAUUACAACUGGUUGGCUGAACUAUCCAUUAGAGAAAAUAAGAUUCUGGAGGUGUUUGGAGAACAUUAUCCAAGCAGUUACUGGGGAGAAGCCAAGAGCAGAUGACAUGAAAUGGGCUCAGAAAAUCAAAUAA
Messenger RNA from Indicator indicator, 843 nucleotides. It is a transcript of the gene PEDS1, whose product is annotated as plasmanylethanolamine desaturase 1. The transcript has 5 exons. The coding region runs from base 1 to 843 and encodes 280 amino acids. Gene Ontology annotation, biological process: ether lipid biosynthetic process. Gene Ontology annotation, molecular function: plasmanylethanolamine desaturase activity. Lineage: Eukaryota; Metazoa; Chordata; Aves; Piciformes; Indicatoridae. Gene Ontology annotation, cellular component: endoplasmic reticulum membrane. The record is from RefSeq and is a predicted model, not a curated record.